AUGCACGGUCACUUACGGGCUCUCAUGCGCCCCGUAUCUGUCUGGCCAUCCGUACCUUACGCCAACUCGCCGAGGACGAAGAGCAUCGCUUUCCGAAAGCGCGCCGACAUCCUGCGGAGCGAUGUCUACAUGGAUGACAUCGUGUCCGGUGCCGAGAAUCAAGAGGAAGCAGAAUCUAUGGUGAGGCAGCUGACAAAUAUAUGCACGGCGGGCGGGUUCACACUAAAAAAGUGGUCUACAAACGCCUCCUACCUGCUGAGCCUCGUGGAACCGGACGCGCGCCUGCAACAAGAGGCCAGAUGGUGGCUGCCCGGCGAGAGUCAUUCCACUCUCGGCCUUCGAUGGCAACCGUGCGACGACCGCUUCGCCUUCGCCACCCACCGGAUCACUCUCUCAGCGGUCACCAAAAGCUACCUGGCUACUAGGUCUCGACUGGGACGCGUCUCUGCCAAGCGAGGAGCCAGAAAUGGCUGCGAUUCCAGAGGAGCUAGCGGCAUUGGAGAAACUAGUCGUGCCUUGUUGGUUAGAGCCCUAGCUGACUCCCAUCAAGAGGUUCACGGAUUUGCCGAUGCCUCCGAACGUGCCUACGCCGCAGUCAUCUACCUGCGAACAAACACAAACGGAGUUAGGAGAGUGACUUUAUUAGCUGCGAAGACCAAGCUCGAUUGGUCGCCCACGUCGUGCCUCUUAUUGGCGCAGAAAAGGCGCCUCUCCAUCUGUGGUCGGAUUCCCCGUGACUCUCGGCUGGAUCCGGGGCCACCCUUCGUCCUGGGUCACUUACGUCGUCUAAUCGGCGAGCUUGUGGACCAUUCACUAUGGUGGCAAGGUCCGUCGUGGCUGUCCUCCGAGAGCCAACCGUGGACGAUCAACUGCGAGGAGCCACCAGAGGAUGACCUCCCAGAGAGCGCGUCCGCGCCCACGUCGCCGCCAUCGCCGAACAAAGACUGA
Nylanderia fulva is the source of this 948-nucleotide messenger RNA. Lineage: Eukaryota; Metazoa; Arthropoda; Insecta; Hymenoptera; Formicidae. The record is from RefSeq and is a predicted model, not a curated record.